UUGCAGCCUUCUCCGAUCGGGUGGGGGUUGUGGGGGGGUGAGAGGAGAGAAACGAGAGAGAUGUGUGGAUUUAAAAUCUAAUCGCCUUCAGCUUUGUGUACAGGACAGGCUGUUUUCGCCGGAUAAAGCUGUGAUCAGGGACUGCAAGUUAUCCUAAAGGAUGAGCAGCACAAUGUCAACCGCGACAGACUAUGACAGCAUUGAGAUACAGCAGCAGUAUAACGACAUAAAUAACCGCUGGGACGCCAACGAGGAGGAGUGGGACAAUGAAAACAGCUCUGCGCGACUCUUUGAACGCUCACGUAUCAAAGCCUUAGCAGAUAUGGAUUAUUCUCCCAGAACUCCAGAAUCUAUGACACCACCCCUGUCACCAGCGGCAUAUGUCAACUCAACACAGUAUUCCAGUGUCCUGGAGGGAAGAUUCAAGCAGCUGCAAGAUGAACGUGAAGCAGUGCAGAAGAAAACAUUUACCAAAUGGGUAAACUCACACUUAGCAAGAGUGACAUCUCGAAUCACAGACCUGUAUACAGACUUGAGGGAUGGGAGAAUGCUGAUUCGUUUGCUGGAGGUGCUGUCGGGUGAGCAGCUGCCCAAACCCACCAAAGGACGGAUGCGGAUUCACUGUUUAGAAAAUGUGGAUAAGGCCCUGCAAUUCUUGAAAGAGCAGAAAGUCCAUCUGGAAAACAUGGGCUCACAUGACAUUGUAGAUGGGAACCACCGGCUUACUCUGGGCUUAAUAUGGACCAUCAUCCUUCGAUUUCAAAUCCAAGAUAUCAGUGUUGAAACAGAGGAUAACAAAGAAAAGAAAUCUGCCAAAGAUGCGCUUCUGCUCUGGUGCCAAAUGAAGACAGCAGGGUAUCCCAAUGUUAAUGUUCACAACUUCACCACAAGCUGGAGGGAUGGACUGGCCUUCAAUGCAAUUGUCCACAAACACAGGCCUGAUCUGAUUGACUUUGACAGACUAAAGAAGUCAAAUGCUCACUACAACUUACAAAAUGCUUUCAAUGUGGCAGAGCAGCAACUGGGACUCACCAAACUGCUGGAUCCUGAAGAUGUCAGUGUGGACCAGCCUGAUGAAAAAUCAAUCAUCACUUACGUUGCUACUUAUUAUCACUACUUCUCUAAGAUGAAGGCACUGGCAGUAGAAGGGAAACGAAUUGGGAAGGUGUUGGAUUAUGCAAUUGAGGCAGACAACAUGAUUGACAAGUAUGAAACUCUUGCCUCUGACCUCCUGCAGUGGAUUGAGCACACCAUCAUUACAUUGAAUGAUCGCAAACUGGCAAACUCACUGAAUGGGGUUCAGAAUCAACUUCAAGCAUUCAAUACCUACCGCACUGUGGAGAAACCACCCAAGUUUACAGAAAAAGGCAAUCUAGAGGUACUACUUUUCACUAUUCAAAGCAAAAUGAGAGCCAACAACCAGAAAGUCUACAUUCCACGAGAGGGCAAACUUAUCUCCGACAUUAACAAGGCCUGGGAAAGACUGGAGAAAGCUGAGCACGAGCGGGAACUAGCCUUGCGAACUGAGCUUAUCCGACAGGAGAAACUGGAACAACUUGCUCACCGGUUUGAUCGCAAAGCAGCUAUGAGAGAGACGUGGCUGAGUGAAAAUCAGCGUCUUGUUUCCCAGGACAAUUUUGGAAUAGAUCUGGCUGCAGUGGAGGCUGCCACAAGAAAGCAUGAGGCCAUUGAGACAGACAUUAACGCCUAUAAUGAGCGUGUGCAGGCUGUGGUGGCUGUAGCCAAGGAGCUGGAGGCUGAACGUUACUAUGACAUCAAACGCAUCACAGUCAGGAAGGACAACGUUAUCCGCCUGUGGGACUACCUUCGGGAGCUGCUGCACGCACGCCGUGAACGUCUCAUGAGGAACCUCGAACUGCAGAAGAUGUUCCAGGAAAUGCUGCAUAUCGUGGAUUGGAUGGAAGACAUGAAGAGCCGCCUGCAAUCGCAAGAUUACGGCAAACACCUGCAUGGCGUCGAGGAUCUGCUUCAGACUCACACAUUGGUGGAGGCAGAUAUUGCAGUCCAGGCAGAACGAGUUAAAACGGUUUAUACGGGUGCUCAGAAAUUCAUUACCAGUGAGGAAGGUUACAAGCCAUGCGACCCUCAAAUCGUCCAAGACCGUGUCACACACUUGGAUCUUUGCUAUCAGGAGUUGUGCAAACUUGCAGCAGAGCGUCGUGCAAAGCUUGAAGAGUCGAGGCGCCUUUGGAAGUUCUUCUGGGAGAUGGGCGAAGAGGAAUCCUGGAUCCGGGAGAAAGAGCAAAUCAUGUCUUCAGAAGAUUAUGGCAAGGAUCUGACCAGCGUCAUGAUGCUGAUCAGCAAGCAUAAUUCUUUCAAGGAUGAGAUGAGUGGCCGCAGUGGUCCCCUGCAGCAAACAAUAAGGGAGGGAGAGGGUUUAAUUGAAGAGGGGCACUUUGGGGCCAGUGAAGUCAAGGACAAAAUUGAGGACAUUCGAGGGCUGUGGACACAUUUGGAGGAGUUGGCAGCCCUGCGGGAGCAGAGAUUGAAUGAGAUUUCCAAUCUGUACCAAUUCCAGGCUGAUGCCAAUGACAUCGAGGCUUGGAUUCUUGACACCCUGCGAAUUGUGACUAGCAGCGAUGUCGGACACGACGAGUACUCCACACAAACCCUAGCCAAAAAGCACAAGGACAUACAAGAGGAAAUUCACAACCAUAGGCCCACCAUUGAUGCCUUGCAUGAGCAAGCCCGAAGCCUGCCAGCUGACUUUGCCCAGUCACCAGAGGUAGAUGGCAGGCUUCCUGCCAUUGAGCAGAGGUAUGAGGAGUUGGUUGCCCUUGCACAGCAGCGGAAACAGGCCCUGCAGGAUGCGUUGGCACUUUACAAGAUGUUCAGUGAGGCAGAUGCCUGUACACUUUGGAUCGACGAGAAAGAGCAGUGGCUGAACACCAUGGAGAUCCCUGAGAAACUUGAGGACUUGGAAGUUGUUCAGCACAGGUUUGAAACACUUGAGCCAGAGAUGAACAACCAAGCCUCCCGCAUUGCAUCAGUCAACAAGGUUGCCAGUCAGUUAUUAAGCACCGAGCACCGUAACAAAGACGAGGUCACUGGUAUGAAAGACCAGCUCAACAGAAGCUGGGAUCAGUUCCGCAGUCUUGCAGAUCAGAAGAAGGAGGCGCUUAGCUCUGCCCUCAGCAUUCAGAAUUACCACCUUGAGUGUAAUGAGACCAAAUCAUGGAUUAAGGAGAAGACCAAAGUUAUUGAGUCUACUCAGAGCCUUGGAAACGAUCUGGCAGGUGUCAUGGCCCUUCAACGCAAGUUAACUGGCAUGGAGCGGGAUUUGGAGGCCAUUCAGGGCAAGCUGGAUGACUUGCAGAAAGAAGCAGAGAAACUUGCCUCAGAGCAUCCAGAGCAGGCAGAAGCCAUCUUGGCUAGGCUUUCCGAAAUCAAUGGCGUGUGGGAGGACCUGAAGGACACCUUGAAAAAAAGAGAGGAGUCGCUGGGCGAAGCCAGCAAGCUGCAGGAGUUCCUGAGGGACCUGGAUGAUUUUCAGUCAUGGCUAUCCCGAACACAGACUGCCAUUGCUUCGGAGGAUAUGGCCACAUCAUUGUCAGAUGCAGAGAAGCUCCUCACCCAGCACGAGAAUAUCAAGAAUGAGAUUGAUAACUACAAGAGUGAUUAUGAGAGGAUGCGAAAGGUCGGGGAGGAGGUGACACAAGACCAAACUGAUGCUCAAUAUAUGUUCCUGCACCAGAGGCUCCAGGCUCUCGAUACAGGAUGGAAUGAACUGAGCCAGAUGUGGGAGAACAGGCAUGACCUCCUGGCACAAGUGUAUGGCUAUCAGAUCUUCCUGCGUGAUGUCAAACAGGCAGAAGGGUUCCUGAAUAAUCAGGAGUACAUGCUGUCACACACAGAGAUGCCUGGUACCCUGGAGAUGGCUGAGGCUGCCAUCAAGAAGCACGAGGACAUUGAGACCACGAUGGAUGCCAAUGAGGAAAAGAUCAACAGCGUGGUGGAUUCGGGAAAAAAACUCAUGAGCGAGGGGAACGUUCAUUCUGACAAAAUCAAAGAGAAGGUGGACUCCAUUGAUGAACGACACAGAAAGAAUCGCAAAGCUGCAAGCGACCUUGCCAGCCGACUCAAGGAUAACUUGGAGCUGCAGAAAUUUCUUCAAGAUUGUCAGGAGCUUGCACUCUGGAUCAAUGAAAAGAUGUUGACAGCCCAAGAUAUGUCAUACGAUGAGGCUCGAAAUCUUCACACUAAGUGGCAGAAACACCAAGCCUUCAUGGCGGAACUCGCUUCCAAUAAGGACUGGCUGGACAAGAUAGACAGGGAUGGGAAGCAGUUGAUAUCUGAGAAACCAGAUACUGAGCCCAUUGUGGAGGAGAAGCUCAAAUACCUGCACAGGCUCUGGGAUGAUCUGGAAUCCACCACCAAAACUAAAGCUCAGUGUCUUUUUGAUGCAAACCGCACUGAGCUAUUCACACAGAGCUGUGCAGACCUGGACACCUGGCUCAAUAAUCUGGAUGCUCAAUUGCAGUCUGACGAUCAUGGCAAAGACCUGACAAGUGUCAGCAUCCUUUUGAAAAAGCAGCAGAUGCUGGAGAACCAGAUGCAAGUCCGGCAGAAGGAGAUCGAGGAGUUGAAGCUUCAGGCACAGGCACUUGGACAAGAGGAUACUAAUAUCGUAGAGGUGGAUUCCAAACGAAAGAGGGUAGAGGAACGAUUCCAGGAGCUACUAAAACCUAUUGAAGAGAGACGGAGGAAUCUCAUGGCAUCCAAAGAGGGCCAUCAAUUCAACAGGGACUUGGAGGAUGAAGUUCUCUGGAUAAAUGAACGGAUGCCACUGGCAACCUCAACCGAUCAUGGCAACAAUCUGCCAACUGUGCAACUACUCAUUAAAAAGAACCAGACCCUACAGAAGGAGAUCCAGGGUCAUCAACCUCGAAUUGAUGAUAUUGCAGACCGUGGAGAGACAAUGGCCAAAGCAGGACGCAUAGACUCUGAAGUGCUGCGAGCCCGCCUGGGAGACCUGCAGAAGAUGUGGAAGACAUUAAUCGAGGAGACAGACAAACGCAGUGCCCGCCUGGAGGAGUCGCAGAAGGCUCAGCAGUUCUACUUUGAUGCCGCUGAAGCUGAGGCAUGGAUGGGGGAGCAGGAACUUCAUAUGAUGUCGGAAGAGAGGGCCAAGGAUGAACAGAGUGCAAUGGCGAUGGUAAAGAAACACCAGGUGGUGGAGCAAUCACUGGAGGAUUAUGCGCAGACAAUUCACCAACUCUCCAACCUGAGCAGGAAUCUAGUAACUAGCACCCAUCCUGAGAGUGACCGGAUUACUCUAAGACAGUCACAGGUGGAUAAAUUGUAUGCUGGAUUGAAAGACCUGGCUGAGGAGAGACGGGAAAAGCUACAGGAGGGUUUACGGCUCUGCCAACUCAAACGGGAGGUGGAUGACCUCGAACAGUGGAUUGCAGAACGGGAGAUUGUGGCUGGUUCCCAUGAACUGGGUCAGGACUAUGAACAUGUCACUAUGUUGAGGGAUAAAUUUCGUGAGUUCGCACGGGAUACCAGUAAUAUUGGACAGGAACGUGUGGACUCUGUGAACCGCAUGGCUGAUGAGCAAAUUGACUUGGGUCACUCUGAGAAUGCCACCAUUGCUGAGUGGAAGGACGGAUUGAACGAGGCCUGGGCUGACCUGCUGGAGCUCAUUGACACUCGAACGCAGAUGUUGGCUGCUUCAUAUGAGCUGCACAGCUUCUACCAUGACGCUCGGGAGACGCUUGACCGCAUUCAAGAGAAAGAAAAGCAGCUGCCUGAGGAAGUUGGUCGUGACCUAAAGACAGUAGAGAGAAUGCAUCGGAUGCACACUACAUAUGAACAUGACAUACAGGCAUUAAGCACACAGGUGAAGCAGGUCCAGGAUGAUGCUGCCCGGCUGCGGUCAGCCUACGCUGGUGAGAAGGCCGAGGACAUCCAGCGACACGAGGAUACUGUUGUGGAGGCAUGGAAUGCCCUCCUUAAUGCCAGCAAAGGGCGCAAACAACUUCUGUCAGACACAGUCGAAAAAUUCCGCUUCUUCAACCUUGUACGAGCCCUCAUGCUGUGGAUGGACGACGUCAACAGGCAAAUGGAUACCCAAGAGAAGCCAAGGGAUGUCUCUUCAGCAGAUCUAACCAUCAAGAACCAUCAGGGGAUCAAGUCCGAAAUCGAUGCCCGGGAUGACAGCUUUACUGCAAGCAUUGAAAUGGGCAAUGCCCUCCUGGCCAAGAACCACUAUGCUUCAGAAGAGAUUGCAGAGAAGCUGACCCAGCUCCAGGAAAGGAGGAGAGAAAUCAAUAAUAAAUGGAAGGAAAAGGAAGACUGGUUGCAGCUGGUAAUGGAAGUGCUGCAGUUUGGUAGGGAUGCAACAGUUGCUGAGGCCUGGCUAGCAACCCAGGAGCCGUACGUCAGAGCAGCUGACAUAGGAAGUAACGUCGAUGAUGCCGAGAGCCUGAUCAAACGCCAUGAAGAGUUUGAAAAGUCAGCUGCUGCAUGGGAAGAGCGUUUCCUGGCCCUGGAGAAACUGACAACACUGGAGCAACAAGAAAUCCGCCGUAAACAGGAGGAGGAGGAGGAGGAGAGAAAGCGAAAGCCACCUCCGCCACCCUCGCCCCCCAUACCGCACGUCUCCGUGACAACAGAAGAUGAUGCGGAGGCUAUGAGUCGGGCGCAGCAGAAUGAAUUGGCACGGGGUGGUGAGAUAGUGAAUCACUUGGAAACUAUCGCUCAGAAUGGAGUGCGCUCAGACAUGGAGUCACCACAGCCUUUGGAAGAUAUCAGACAGUUGAAAGAUGGUGUUGCUUCAUCUGUGACUGUGACUGUCAGUGAAGCAUCAGAACCCAUUAAUGGGACAAGCGCAGCCCCGGAAGCAAAAGGGGACCACAGUCCUGUCAAGAAGACACCGCAAUCAUCUCCACGCCCAGGGUCUGUUGGCACCCUUCUCAGCAAGACACAGGACACAGCUACUAUACAGCUCGAGGGCAUUUUAUGUCGUAAGCAUGAAUGGGAGUCACACAGCAAGAAAGCCUCUAGCAGAUCAUGGCAAAAUGUGUACUGUGUACUGAGGAACCGGACUCUUGGCUUCUACAAAGAUGCGAAGAAUGCUAGCACUGGCAUCCCAUACCAUGGAGAGAUUCCAGUUAGCUUGACAGAUGCCAAGUGUGAAGUGGCACAUGAUUAUAAGAAGAGAAAAAAUGUCUUCAAACUCAGACUCAGCGACGGGAAGGAAUUCCUAUUCCAGGCAAAGGAUGAGGCUGAAAUGAGCAGCUGGAUUGAUGGAAUCACCACGUCCAUCACCACCAGUUCCACUAAACAAGAUGACCGCUAUCCUGCCAAUCCACAGGGCCUCACUCGUGCAAUGACGAUGCCUCCUAUAUCUCCCAACAGUGGUGAUACAGUCACUAUGCGGCGGGACAAGGACGGAAAGGAGAAAGAUCGAGAGAAGAGGUUCAGUUUCUUCAAGAAGAAAUAGGAAAUGAUUCAAAAGCUGCAGAGAUUUUUUUAAAACAAAAGUCACCACACGUUCCACAUUCGUACAUCAUUCCAGUCGAUUCCAGCUUGUUUUUCCGAAUGACUCUGUGCCUGACAUUCCCGGGGCAUGGGAGGGGGAUAUAUUAAAAAAAACAAACUCCGUUUUAUCAAUGGGGAAAACAAAAUACCAACACUUCAGGAACGGUUAGUGGGACAUUUUUAAGAACUGAAACAAGAAUCACAAGCAAUCAGGUCUCGAUUAGUUUUAGGUUGUCAAGAGAGAGAGAGAGAAAAUGCUGUAGCUGUUACCAGCACUGAAGUGUAAACUCUGUUGGCUGAGCUGAGAAUGUUGGGUGCCUGCUUGGCUUUUCUGAUGGUUUGAAGUGUGUUACUUUGGCUCUGCGGACUUUCUUUAACUAUUGAAGGACAAACGGGCCCCCAAGCAAGAAGCAUACUGUUAAUUUGUCACUUCUUGCAGCUUGGUGAGGCAGUGUAUCUGAACAGCUGCGAAAAUGAAAGAAGAGUUGGAAAUGUGUCUAUUGUGAGCAAUCACCACCUAUACCCUGCCUUGUGCAAUUUAAUUUUCUUUUCUUUCACAUCUUCCCUCUCCCUUGUAUGCACCUGUCCCUUACACACUGUUUACCAGGAUGUAAGGAGAUUGGACUGGGGGCAUAGAGUGUCAAAUAACUGCCUAAAGGGUGUGGGAGUAGUUAAUUACAACAUUAAAAUAUUUUGUAUAUUUAUUGAAAACUGAAGAUACUUAAAAAAUGCAGGGAGAGGGACAGUGUAGAACAUCAGGCCUAAUUUUUGGAAGCUUUUACUUGUCCAAGUAAGUGGUUAGGUGGCAUUUAUCACAGCCACUCCUCCCUCGUCAUCAUCCUCCUCACACGUUCAAAACAAAUCUACUGUUGAUGUGAAUAGGACUUCAACUUACCAAACUUUCUUUCUCUCUCGCAGACCUGUGCUGUAGCAGGUAUUGGUAUGAAUGAUUGUUUCAAAGGAACAAACGCACACACUCGCAUGCACUCACACAUGCACUCAUUCCAUACACUGUCUGUCAUGUGCAUACACACGCAACCGUACGCACAGAUUAUAGAAAGUGUCAAACAUUUUAUUUACCUAAGUGGUUGUAGUGAAAAUUGUAGAUUAAUUCAUUGUGGGUUACUUUUUCUCUUUUGUAGCUUUUUAAGUUUGAAUUCCAUUAUUAAGUAUCUCCCCUUAUGCUUUACUGCCAAAGGGCCAUUGGCAAAAGCAGCCUCUGUUGACCACCCAAUUGAAACUGGAUAAUAUCUCUGUAGCUUGUUAUAGACGACGUUACAGAAUGCUGGAGGUUGUUGGAGUAUAGACCAGUGGUUAUUGUUGUAUUCCUGUUUAUUAGGAGACAGAGCAACCUCUCCAUCCCAGUAGAUUUCUUAUCACUUGACUCAAUUCUCAACAGCCUCUGUGUUAGCUUUCGUUAACGUUUUAAGUUCACCUUGGGUCCCACUAACUCCUGUUUCCUUUUUUUUGUGUGUACUGCAAUGCCUCCAGUGCUGCCCCUUUGCACCAGCCAACAGCUGGCUGCCCCAGCCAAAGCUAUGAAUUGGCUCGCGCCUCUCACAUUUAGGAAGCAACUCAUCAAGUUUGACCGGAGGAAGAGUAGGCAACAGGAGGUAGGAGAGACGUUAGGAAAGGUGAGUGAAUGGUCAAACAGAUAACUUGACGUGAAGGUUUCUAAAGGAGGACAAAGAUAGGAAAAUAGCUUCAUGGUAGGCCACUGCCAUUGUCAAGUGCUGUACUAUGGAAGUAGGUGUGAUGUAGUGCUCAUGUAAUCAGGGAUCUCCUUGGAGUUCAAUUGCUGAGUGUUUUUAAGUAAGUGUUGGGACUUUAUUUUAGUAAACUCCCCCAUGAUCUGACUUGACACAUGGAAUCCAGGUGAAGAAAGAACCCAAAAAGGCAUGAUGUCGAAGGAUGCAAAGGUUGAACUGAUGUUAAAAAUCAGUCAGCAUGGGAACUUCAAAAAGACAAAGGAUUGAGAAUUUACUGGAAGCUCAAAAGAGAGAGGCUGCAGCAAUGAAGGGGGGUAUUCUGAGUUUGAUAACUAAAAGCUCCUCUGGGAGACUGACAGGAGCUGCUAAUAGUUGGGAGACCUUAAUUGUGACAACUUAGUAUCGACACAAAAUGUUAUUCAAAAAUCGUGACAAGAAACCAAAUCUUUCGAAGACGGAACAGCAACAGGCUUGAGAGUUGGAACAUAUUGUAGGCAAAUGACACUAGUGCUAGAGUUCUUUUACACAAUAAAUUCCAUUUGAAAUAUUUUUACAGUUAAAAGUUUAAUAGUGGAUUCUAAACUGGCCAGCUUUCCAUCAAGAUAUCUGCAGCGCACAAACACCCAGGGAGGAAGUGGCAGAAACAGACCUCGUGGGGAGACUGCAGCAGGGUCACUGGCAGAUGUUCUGUUGUGUUUCUCACUGUUCUGUGAUAGCAAUUUUGAAUGACAUUUUGCCACAGAGUCACGAGCAGCAACUGACUAACGUGGCAAAUAACAUGCGGUAAGUGGCCUUUUUGUCAUGUAUAUGUGCAAAUGCAGUUUGGUGAUUUGCACCAAGUCCAAUAGGUUUCCAUGUGAAACACUGCAUGCGCAAUAUUCUCGAUUCAUCUCCUCAGAUUGUUCCCAUUCACUAGUGACAAUUCAACCAGUAUGUCUUCCUAGUGCUUAGCAAUUCAUAAUGCAAGUUUGAAUUUUAGGGGUGAGUGUUUUAUGCAGUUCAGUUGGGUACUGCAUUUUGAAUGCUGUUGAUGUUCAGUUGUACUGAAGUCCUUGAUGGCUUGAUGUGAAAUGUGGAAUCUAGGGGAAAUCUUUUGCAGGGAUUAAUGAGUAGUCAGCUUAUCCUUGAAGGAUGCAAGAGAAGAACACAUCAGUUUCAACAAUGUAAGAAAAUGAUUCAAGUCCUAAGUGUUCACCUUCCAAAAUGAAUCAUCUCAGAAGUGGUUAACUUAGUGCCAUUGUGGUGCUGCCAAGAGUACAGACUUUGUACACCCAGUGCCAUUGUCUUAUUGGGUUAGCCAAACCUAUUUUACCAAUUAACCUGCUAAUCCAAUUACACCACUCUGCCAAUAUAUUGGCACAGCCAUUGCACUAGUGAUGUAGAUUCAUAUCUAGGUUGUAUUACCCAGCCUGUCUGAGUGGUGAGCACUUGAAACUGCUUUUGUGAGAGGAUUCUUCUUUCCUCUUGUUCAAAUCAUUUUUGCUUUAGAAAAUAAAAGUUGAGAAGUGGCUUAGUGGCUUGGCCCUGAAUUUAGAAGGAACUGUACUUUCUUAGAAACUGGAGCAGAGCAUUUCUAGUGGUUUGCGUAACACAUGGACUAAGAUCUCCAUAAGCAAUUUUGUAAAACAUUGCUUAUCAAAAUUCAGCCCAUCCUUUGCAAGUGAGGAACCUGAAUCUCAAAAGUAGUUUUACAAAUGAACACCAGAAGCAGAGAUUACAGCCAUUGUUCCUGCUAGUGCACACAAGAGUUAAGCCAAUCUUGCUAAUAUUUUCAAAUAGUGUUAGGGAUGGAAAAAUCAGCUGGGACUCGCCAUCCACUGACCCCUGCUGGACAAUGCGUGGGUGUUCGACAGAGUCUGUUAACUAGCCAGCUGUUUUUCAAUUCAGACAGAAUCACCAAUCACUUAAGAUGCUGGAGAGUACAGUUCCCUGGGGAGCUGAAUCAACAACUCCACAAAGUGAGGUGAGGAAAAGGAGGAAUGAAAUGAGAAGAUCCGUACCCAAGGAAAGAAGUGUCAUUGGAUCACCAUUAGUAGCCAGAACGUUUUUAUAAUAUCCAAACUGUAUGUCAGAAUUAUAAGGAUGUUGUGUGCUUUUCAAUUAGUUUUAUAAUGCUUAAUUCAGAAGUUAUGUAGGUUGGGGAAAUGGUUUAUAAAUUUGAUUUUACUGGCAAGGGAUUCAAGAACAAUAUAAUGUUAGAAAAGGUUGGUAUUGAGCUAAAUAAAAAUGGAAAAUGAUGACAAACUGCAUUGUUGGCGAUUUGAAAUAAAAACAGAAGGUGCACAGCAGAUCUCAUGGACUCACAAAAAGUCUGAUUGAAUUCAUCCGUUGUUUCUCCUUAAGAAGCCAACUGACUUCCACAUUUUUGGUUGUGAUGAUGAGUUGUGGCUUUAGAACAAAGCUUCACCUUAUCCCUAUAUUAAUCAGGUUUUAUCCAUACAGAUGCUAGCAGAAAGGUUACCAUCCCUCCCCACCAAACCCUAAAGAAAUCAACACGUGACCUAUUGAUGUUUGGCCACCUUUGGCAUUUUUGGUAAAAAAUUGGAGCUUUUCUGUGAAGUGGAGUUCAAGAGACAAGAAUAACUGGUAGGAAAAGUGCAAAUGUUGGUUUAGUGCAGAGAAUGUUCUUUUAAGGUUAGAAUUUUGGCAACGUAUCUAACCCCGUGAUGUACUUGUUUCAGGAGUUUGAUGUGGACAGUGUAGAGUGAGCUUUACUCUGAAUCUAACUCUGUGCCAGAAUUGUUUGAUGGGGACAGUGUAGAGUGAGCUUUACUCUGUAUCUAACCCCAUGGCAUUCUGCCCUGGGAAUGUUUGAUAUGAAUCAGGCAUCUAACCCAGGCUGCACCUGCCCUGGGAGUGUUCAAUGGGGAAGAGUGUGCCUGAAAUUAUGCUUCAGCCAACAAAUUCUGUACCGAACAUGAGAGUGCUUGAUACUAGUAUCCACAACACUCUGGUUAAUGAGCACAGAAUUUGAAGUGAAUAACAGUGUUUGCUCAGACCUGCUCAUUUGAUUAAUUGUGAAGGACUUCGUCUGACUGAGAUGGAUAAAUUGGCGUCAGCUAUUUCUGAUGGCUGUCUCUCAGGUGCUCAUACAUCAUCAGCCGCUGAUCCACCCCAAAUCCAUACUAACAGAAGUGAAAGCUAUUGAACAUGCAGUUGCAUUUGGAAGGGAAAGAACCUAACAGACCACAGAGCAAGCUUGUUUUAAUAAUCUGGCUCCACUAGGGUGUUCAAAAUGUUCCCUUAAAGGCUUACUAAUGAAUGGAGUGGCCUUGGUGUUCCCAUUUGAAGUUCUUGUUUGGAAUAUUAUAAUCUCUAUUUACUGGCUUCUUAUUGUACUGAAAAUAAAGAGUGCAUUUAAAACGUC
This is a messenger RNA of Rhincodon typus (whale shark), 12582 nucleotides long. Its product is annotated as spectrin beta chain, non-erythrocytic 1-like. Gene Ontology annotation, biological process: actin cytoskeleton organization. Bases 161 to 7468 code for a protein of 2435 amino acids. Gene Ontology annotation, cellular component: cortical actin cytoskeleton; cell junction; plasma membrane. Gene Ontology annotation, molecular function: phospholipid binding; actin filament binding; structural constituent of cytoskeleton. Lineage: Eukaryota; Metazoa; Chordata; Chondrichthyes; Orectolobiformes; Rhincodontidae. The transcript has 40 exons. The record is from RefSeq and is a predicted model, not a curated record.